Messenger RNA from Rhinichthys klamathensis goyatoka, 980 nucleotides. RefSeq names its product microsomal glutathione S-transferase 1.1 (gene mgst1.1). Lineage: Eukaryota; Metazoa; Chordata; Actinopteri; Cypriniformes; Leuciscidae. The record is from RefSeq and is a predicted model, not a curated record. The coding region runs from base 92 to 559 and encodes 155 amino acids. Gene Ontology annotation, molecular function: glutathione transferase activity. Gene Ontology annotation, cellular component: mitochondrion; membrane. The transcript has 4 exons.
AUGUGUAAGUUAUUUGCAUGCGAGGCUUGAAACUCCCACCAAUCUGAAGUUAGUUCAGGAAGAGCUGUGAAACUGAGUGGAGUCAAAAAAGAUGGCGAAAGUUGUGCACAUGAUUGACAGCGAGGUCUUCCUGGCCUUCUCCACAUAUGCAACCAUAGUCAUCCUCAAAAUGAUGGUUAUGAGCUUCGUGACUUCAUACUAUCGUUUGACGAAACAGGUUUUUGCAAACAUUGAGGACACCACCUUGGUGAAGACCACAGAAGACAGGAAGAAACUGGUCAGGUUUGAUCCGGAUGUGGAAAGAGUGCGAAGAUGCCAUCAGAAUGACCUGGAAAACAUUGUUCCCUUUGUGGUGAUCGGUCUUCUGUAUUCACUCACUGGGCCGGAUCUCUCCUCGGCUCUCUUGCACUUCCGGGUGUUUGUGGGGUCACGCUUCAUCCACACAGUGACCUAUGUUAUGGCUCUGCCCCAGCCUAGCAGAGGUCUGUUCUUUGGUGUGGGGUUGCUCGCAACCAUGUCUAUGGCCUAUAGGGUGCUCACCACCGCUCUUUUUCUUUAAUGGAUAGCACUCACUUCAUUUAAAAUCAUUUAGUUUUAGUUUACAUACUUUUUGCAGUUUUGUGUGAAAGAACACACAAAAGAACACUUUUUUUCUUUUUACGGAAUUUUUAGUGUGUUUUCUAUUGGUUUUCAGUACCACACCCCCUUUAAUGCACUUUAUAAUGUAAAUGCUAAAAAAUAUGCCUUUAAACUGCUGAUAAUCUUUAACUCCUGGCACAUAUUCGAGGAUGAGUCUGAAGCUUUGACCUGGAUUGCACAUUGAACAGACAUUUGUUUUUUUGUUACUUAUUAAUCAUGAGCGGCAGACUUUGAGUAACAGCUUUAGAUUCUGUCAGAUAAUUAGGCCUUUGUAAGUUUGUGCAUGUCGUUUCACACCAUUUGCAAAGAAAAGCACAGGAAAAUAUUCAAUUAACAUUUUA